GUGAAGGCAUAAACUUUCCUUUCUAGUAUAACCAAUAAUUUCGCAGUCAAUGCAAUUUUAAAAGAAUUAACUGCAGAUUUUGUUUAUAACCUAAAAAAUUUCCCUUAUUUCUCCAUUCUCAAACGGCUUUCUUGGACUUCUUUCACUGAAUUUUGUUUGUGCCCUUCUUCAUCAAUCUACAGCUUAUUGCUGUUGCUUUGAUGUGUUCCAACCUAACUAACAAGUUACUGAGUGAUUAAGGUUUCUAUUUACAUUGUUUUUAUGCUUGAAGUUGGUUGUUCCUUUUGUCGGUCGGUGGCAUUCUUGCAAGAUUCUGCAGUUUUUGGGUUGAGAAAGUUCAGAUCUUGAUUGCUUGUCUCGGUCAAGAUCAAAUUUUGGAAUCUGGGUUUUGCUUGAAUUUGUGAUGGGGUGGAGAUAUAGAGGCGGUCUGGUUUUAAUUGCUACCGUUGUCAUUAUUUGGGUUGCUUCUGCUGAGGUUACACAGGAUAUCUUCACAGACUAUAAGCAGCCAUUUGCUGUGACAUACCUUGGAGCUUCUUUAAUGGUGAUUUAUAUACCUAUAGCAUUCCUCAAAGACUGGUUAUGUAAUAUCCUCAAGAAACGUGCUAGCAGAAAGGGUGACGACAUUUUCCCCGGUCUAGGCUCUGCACAGAAAAUCUUUGAAAUCGAAAUUCAAGGACACAUCAACAGGAAAGACAGUGAGGUAGACCUCUCUGAACAUGAUGAGGGGAAGCCCUUGGUUUCUGUAGAUGAUUCUAAAAGUAUCAAACCCGAGAAAGAAAUCACAGCUAAAGAAAUUGCUACUUAUGGAUUCUACCUCGCCCCUCUUUGGUUCAUCACUGAGUAUUUCUCAAAUGCUGCUCUUGCACGGACGAGUGUUGCAAGUACUACCGUUUUAUCCUCCACCUCAGGGCUGUUUACUCUCUUCUUUGGGGCGUUCUUGGGCCAAGAUACCUUAAAUUUUGCGAAGGUAGUUGCUGUCUUUGUUAGCAUUGGUGGUGUCGUCAUGACAACCCUAGGAAAAACAUGGGCUGCUGAUGAGUCGGAGCUAAAUAUGUCUUCUAGCAAGCGCUCUCUUUCCGGGGAUGUAUUUGGGCUUCUAUCAGCUAUGACUUACGGUUUAUUCACUGUGCUGCUCAAGAAGUUUUCUGGCGAGGAAGGAGAGAGGGUUGACGUGCAAAAGCUGUUCGGCUAUAUUGGCCUAUUUACACUUGUGGCUCUUUGGUGGCUUGUAUGGCCGUUAACAGCUUUAGGCAUAGAACCCAAAUUCACCAUCCCCCAUUCAGCUAAGAUGGAUGAAAUUGUGAUUGCUAACGGGCUUGUUGGGAGCGUUCUUUCAGACUAUUUUUGGGCAUUGUGUGUUGUCUGGACAACGCCACUAGUGGCCACCCUGGGCAUGUCUCUCACCAUUCCACUGGCCAUGGUGGCGGACAUGAUGAUUCACGGGCGAUCUUAUUCGGCCAUCUACAUUCUUGGCUCAAUCCAGGUGUUUGCAGGAUUCGUGAUAGCCAACCUUUCUGAUAGACUCUCAAAGCUAUUGGGUUUGUAGUGUUUGCACGCAUCAAAUCGCACCAAUAUAGUUUGUAUAUUUGUCACAGCAAUAUCUGGUCGAUCAUGAUUCAUGAAAUGUAACAAACUUUUUUAACUUCAUCUCUUGAUUUAUUUGCCAUUGAUUUGGAGAAUUUUGUGUACACGUACAACUCAUUUAUAUGUAGCCAUUGUUUUUAUUGUGAUUUGAA
Salvia hispanica is the source of this 1739-nucleotide messenger RNA. Its product is annotated as putative transporter C405.03c. Gene Ontology annotation, cellular component: membrane. Lineage: Eukaryota; Viridiplantae; Streptophyta; Magnoliopsida; Lamiales; Lamiaceae. The record is from RefSeq and is a predicted model, not a curated record.